This is a messenger RNA of Schistocerca nitens (vagrant locust), 5204 nucleotides long. RefSeq names its product axin (gene Axn). Gene Ontology annotation, biological process: negative regulation of canonical Wnt signaling pathway. The record is from RefSeq and is a predicted model, not a curated record. Lineage: Eukaryota; Metazoa; Arthropoda; Insecta; Orthoptera; Acrididae.
UCUGUGAUGGCUAGUUUGCGUUUAGUGACCCUGCACCACGCUUGAAUUAAUGGAAUGCGGCUAAUUCUAAUAUGGAGAGGACUAGUUACAAAAUAUAUUUCAGACAAAUACGUAAAUAUAAUUUAAUUUUUACCGCGUGACAUUCCACAUUCCGUACAAAACAUUGAAAAGUGUAUAAACUUAGCAAUUGCCGAACGUGAUUGGCUUAACUUUGAAAUUAGCUUUGAGAAACUAUCGUCAGAGGGACUCGAAACAUGCCCAUCACGGAAAGUACGUCAAGCAAAGUUCCUUUUUGUUAGUGUUGACAAUGAAGUCUUGUUUUAGAAGACUGUGAAUUAUGAUCUUACGUCCGUAAAUUGUUAAUUCUUGUGACGGUAUGACGAAAUUACGAUGUGCAUAAGUGGUAUUACUUACGAAGAACAUUUAAAUACGUGUGACGGCCGAUUCAACGGUUCAGGUGUUUGUAAGGUGUUUGUGCUGCUUCUGCUGCGCGAUGCCUCGACUGUGUGAAAAGUGGUGUGAGCUGCUGCUAGGCUCCUGUGAGGGCAGGGCAGGAUGAGCUCAGUGGAUCGGCCUGACUACCAUGUGGGAGGUGACCACAGCUUCAGCCACAACUCUCCACGACCACCUGUUCCUGGCGGGGAGACGGAGGAGGUGGAAGGCUUGCAGUCGCCCACCCCAGGACCAGGAUACUCAUCAUGGAGUGCCUCUCGAUACAGCAAGGGGGGCAGCUCACCUGUGUUUACACCCCGCCGAUCCAGUCUUGCCUGCAACACUACUACUGGUGGCAAUAUAGCAGGAGAUGGCAGUGCUCCACUUGGAUUCGAACCCGAAGGCAGUUGCCAAGGAGGUGGCACUUUUGUCGAGGGUUCAUCACCUCCAUCGUAUCUGCGUUGGGCCAGCAAUCUCCAUAGCUUGCUUGAUGAUCCUGAUGGUGUUGAACUUUUCCGUCGAUACUUGGAGCAGGAAGGUGAAUCACAUGUGGACACACUCACAUUUUGGUUUGCAUGUGAAGGUCUCAAAAAGCAACAAGACCCAGAGAGAGUCAAUCAACUCGUCAAAGUUAUUUACAGGCGAUUCUUCCACAAGACUCAGUUGGCUAUACCAGAUGAACUUCGUAAAGAAGUCAAUCGUCGCAUCAAAGAAGGGAAGGAACUUCUGGAAGGAGAUAUUUAUGAUGAUGUGCAACAGGAAGUAGAGAGACUUAUUAAUGAAACUACAUACCCUAACUUCCUGAGAUCAGACAUUUAUUUACAGCAUGUGCGUGGCAUGCAGAAUGGAGGUGAGCUUUCGUCCUCAUCAGGUUCAGGUUCCUCCAGUGGUAGUGGUGGGUGCUCAAGUGGUGGAAGUUCUGGUGGGGGUGGGGCGUGUAGAGCGGAGGCUACAGCAGGUGGUCCCCUGCCAACACUUCACGAAGACUCUGAACUGGUUGUACCUGGUGGGGAGGCUGCACUGCCUCUUACGAAGGACAUGCUUAUUGCCACACAAAAACGACGGGCUUUGGAGUUGCGGCCCAAACCUGAAGCCUAUGCUGGGCUGUACCUGCAGCAGCAUGCUCACCAUCACCCUCCUCAUCAUAUCCCACCUCACCUUGCAUAUUCAUCCUACAAUCCUGUAUCUCGGCAAGAUAGUGAGUUGCAGUCUCUGAGUUCGGAUGCUCGCACAGAAAGUGACAACAUGUCUCUCACGGACAGUUCUGUUGAUGGAAUGUCAGUUGGUCGUGCUCGUUCAUCCAAGAAGCAAUAUAUUCGCCACUGCAAGCAGAUCAAGGAGAGUGCUAGCAUUAAUCGGGACCCUUACAUGCAUUACACAGUUAUACCUCGAACACAGCGAAUCUUGAAGGAGCAGGUUUAUCCAAUGAAUCCAGGAUUCGCUGCCAUAUUGAUUGAGAAACUCGAGGCUGUGAAGCGGGAACAGGAUGCCCAAGAAAAACUUGACAGAAAACUUCAAGAAGUAACAAGAGCAGGUGGUGAACCUUUAAGAGAGAAGUUACCCUCAUUUGCAACCUCUAGGGCAAUAGCUGACACCUUACAAGAUAAACUUCAGCUUGAUGACGAUAGUGAUCAGGCAAUUCUUGAUCAGCAUGUGUUAAGAGUAUGGUCUGAUUCAACACCAUCACGGACUCCUGGUCUGGUGUCACCGCGUCCUCAUUCUCCUGAAGGGAGAAGACGUGCACCUACUGCAGGACAACUUGCACCUGUAAAAGGUGCACUUGGAGCAUCUGUUCCUGGGUAUGUUCAUGGAAUACCCCACCCUUACCAGAGUCAUACACGGGCUUCAUAUAGUCAGCGGCACCCACGCAAAGAGAAGGAUGUGUUUUCCACAUUUUCAUCUGACUCUGGCAACGUUCAUGACUUCCAGGAAGGUUCAGAGUACAAACAUCAUAUGCCUAAGAGCAAAUCAAUGCCGGAUUACCAGGAAGCACAAAAGCAGGAGGUUUUCACUGUUAGUGGACACGAUGCCAGGUUCCGUCAGAGUAGAGAUCCCUGCCGCAGGUCUAGUAGUAAGAAGACCCUUACAGAUCUGACAGAUAGUGGAGUAAGCGUUGUGUCAGAUACAAUACCAAUUGCUGUUCCUAGUACUCAGUGCAAAGACAGCAGGGUGCUGUCAUGGUUGAUGGAGAGUGAAAAGCAAGUAUCCAGCGUGUCACAUACGCAUAGUGAACGUGAGGCUCUUUCUUCAAAACAUCGUUUAAGAACAAGUGCAACAAGUGCCACAUCACCAAUCGCUAGUCGGCAUAGUCGUAAGCCAGUUCAGAUGGUGUUCAGUGAAUCGAGAUCUGGGUCACUGGAACGAACGGGUCCUGCACAGCCAUUUGUUGCUGAUCCAUGUAUGCCGCCCCUCUCGCUACCUCACACUGCAACUCAGUUGGAAGAGGCACGUCGUCGCUUAGAAGAAGAAGCACGUGCAAAGGCCGGCCGCCAAAGGUUUUCACAAUCCUCAAAAACACAUGGUCCUCAAGAUGCUUAUUCCCUCUCAGCUCAGUCAACACUUCGUAAGAGUGGUCGUGGGCAACGUUCCAGUGGUCCAACGACAGGUGCAGAAGCAGAAUAUACAACUGUGGUAUUCUCCUUCUGUGAAGAGCAGUUUCCUUACAGGACCAAGAUCCCUGGACGGCAGAUAACACUCCGUCAGUUUAAAGAGUACCUUCCAAAAAAAGGCAGCUACAGGUAUUUCUUUAAGACGGAGUGUGAAGAUCUGGACAUGAAAGUCAUUCAGGAGGAAAUCAUGGAUGAUAAUGACAUCCUUCCAUUGUGGGAAGGGAAAGUGAUGGCUCAGGUGAAGCCAGUAGAGUGAGCCAUGUGACAAAUUAAGGCAUGGAAGGCUGUUUUUCUCUGUGUUUUGGGGAUUUUUAUCAUCAUCACAUGUAUACAUUGCUGUCAUUCAUUUGACUUUCAGCCAACAGGUUACUGACUUAUACAUAUUAUGUGAUCUCAUCUUCCUUUGUUUUAACAAUAUGUUGCAGUGUGUAUCAUUUGUACCAUAAGUGAAAUACCAAAUAGUACAAUAUUACUUUUGAUUCAGACAUGAGCCUUCAUUGCCUUAAUAUUGGCCCAUUGUCCUUUGUGUUCCAUGUGGACUUAUCGUGUGAAGCUUGUGCCUUGUCAUUAAGUACUUUAUGUAUAAAAAAGAAGUUAGUGUUCCUGUAAUAAUAUGAGCUAAAAAAUAAUUUUUGAAAAUUAUGGAUUGCAAAGAGACAGUUGUGAUGUCUAGUGUUUUGUUGAUGCUUUGAAUGUGUGCUUAUUUUAUGGUGUACCAGAUGGAAAGGCCAUUGUGUCCCAAGAACAUUUUAUGAAUGGCCAUAUUGAAGAGUGUGUAAACAUGUACUGGGACAUUAGUCUCUCUUAACUUCGUUUUGGCUGAAUGGCAGCUUCUGUUUGAAGAAAAGCACACAAAUUAAGAAUGUUGUGUGAAAUGUUGUAAUUAUUUCUAUAUCAUAUAGGUAUAAGAAUUUAAAAUACCUCAUACUGUUUGCACGUUGAAGUAUUUGUGCAACUGUUUUUUUUUUUUUUUUUUUUAAUUAUUGUUACAUUACUGUACCCUUCCUUCAAACCUGAACAUUCUUGUACUACUUCAGUUACAGUUUGGAUACUGAUUUUAACACUUGUUUUCCAGGCCUACACUUCAUUUAUUUCUUUUGAUUUGGAGAAUUUAUUAGAAAAUAUUCAGUUGAUUUCAAUACCUUCUGUUGGUAAAUCUGUGGCACAGUUUAUAUUCCUAAGCCUGAUCCAUUUAUUAAGGUCUCUUGGCAAAAAAGUGCGGCACUAACAUUUGUCUAAAGUUGAAAUUAAGAAAAUUAUAGUAAACAGGCUAUCAAAAGGCGUCACUGACUCUAUUUUUAUGCCACACGUCAUUACUACCGUUAAGUUUUGAAGCAGUGCACCUUUGAGAAUUAUAUUAAUGAAUAUAACAGGACAUUUGAGACAGUUGUAGACAGCUAUUUUUUUAAAUGAAAUAAAUUUUAUACUUUGAUACAUUUGUUGAGUGUGGUAGGUGGUCAAGAGAUCAGCAGAUGCAGUUCAUUUCAUUGUAUAUUCAUCAAGACAUAGUAAAUAUUGCAGUUUGCUCUUAUGAUGUUUCUCAGACUUCAAGAACAAAUGUUAGUGCAUUGAGAUGUACAUUCUGAUGUUAAUAACUGUCAGAAAUUUGCUCACUGUUGUACUUAAGUAUGUACUGUCUGUCUGAAUGAGCUGGUCUGCGAAACAUAAGAAAUUACUAUUCCAUGGCACUGAAUUUUUUUAAUGUGUUUUUAAAAAAAUGCUAUAUUUAACAGAAAUUUUGAUUAAAGUAUUUAAAUGUGAAUGGAGUGCAUUCCAUGCACGAAGCAAAGUGUAUUGCAUAUUGCAAUAAGUAAGAGCUGAUGUGUACAUUUAAUAGAAUAUCUGUUCAUGAAGUUCUCAGUAAUUUAUACAUGGUGCAAAAGUUAAUACUGUCUAAAAGCUUAAUACAUGAGUUUCGUAUACUGCUGGAAUCCAUCAGAUGUAGUUUGCAGCAGUAAAAGAUGUUUCCAUUAACAUUUUACUACUUCCAAAUAUGUUUCUUUCUGACACAAUAAAGACACCUCCAGGUGAGUCAGUAUAAUGGCAGUAGACAUCAAAAAAAAAAAAAAAAAAUUCACUAAUAUUUCAAGACUGGAACUGCACUGAAGUAGAAUUGAUGAAAUACAAAUUUGUGUACAAAUAAAGACACUCCCUCCAUGGUAA